AUGGAAGUGGAGUUGUUGGAUCCCGACUUAGUUCAUGAGGCGAUUGAAAAAGUAAAUCUUAUUAUACAACGGCUGAAGACAGCUCAGAGUAGACAAAAGUCUUAUACAAACAUGAGGCAUAGGGAUUUGGAAUUUGCUGUUGGUGACAAGGUUUUCUUGAAAGUGUCACCUAUGAAGGGACUGUACAAACAUGAUCCUUCCCAUGUGUUGCACCAUGAAAAUAUUGAAAUUGAUGAGGCUCUAUCUUUUGAAGAAGAACCAGUUCAAAUUUUAGAUCGUCAAGUUAGAAGGUUCAGAACAAAGGAUGUAGCGUCACUUAAAGUGUUGUGGCGAAGCCAUAAUACUGAGGAAGCUACUUUGGAAGUAUAG
Molecule: messenger RNA, 369 nt
Organism: Lycium ferocissimum
Lineage: Eukaryota; Viridiplantae; Streptophyta; Magnoliopsida; Solanales; Solanaceae
Exons: 2
Coding region: 1-369 (122 amino acids)
Source: RefSeq, a predicted model, not a curated record